AUGACAGAAAAAUCAUUGAGGACUUUAUGGUAUAUGGGUGUGCUGCAUCUUCUGAAAGAUGGCUGUGACCAAUUCUGUCUACACUCUUUUGCACUUGUAGGCAUUGAAACCAUCAAGAAGCUCCUGACUCUGAGUUCUCCAUUUAUAUUUACUGCAGAGGCAACUGUUAAGCCAGACCACUUCAUUGAAGCAGAUAUCAAAAUGCUCCUUGAUGAACUUGAGUCAGCUGAUAUUACAACUGAAACAAUUGGUUGUAUGUCAGACAUCUCUCUUGACACUGAAGCUUGGCUUCUGCUUCGAGUUUGA
Messenger RNA from Paraglomus brasilianum, 306 nucleotides. NCBI's taxonomy places the organism in Eukaryota, Fungi, Glomeromycota, Glomeromycetes, Paraglomerales, Paraglomeraceae. The record is from the annotation of a GenBank genome assembly.